This is a messenger RNA of Camellia sinensis, 1678 nucleotides long. The record is from RefSeq and is a predicted model, not a curated record. NCBI's taxonomy places the organism in Eukaryota, Viridiplantae, Streptophyta, Magnoliopsida, Ericales, Theaceae.
AUGAAAUUGGUUUUACAUCACAGUGGGUACUUUAUAGAUAGUGAUGGUGGGCCUAGGAGUUACUUUGGGGGUAAAGUACAUGUAUUUGAUACUGUUGAUGUUGAUAUAUUUUCUGUGCUUGAGCUGAUAUAUAUGAUGAAGAAGUUAGGGAUAUGUGAUUACAAACAAUUUUUUUAUAGGAUUCCCACAGAAGAUCUGUCUCAUAACCAUGAAAAUGAAGCAAACAGUGAAGAUGAGAAAAAUGACAACUCAUCAAAUAGUGAUUUCAUAGCUAGUACUGAAGGUGAGGAUGACCCUACUAAUGAUAAUAUCAUGUUUUAUGGUAAUGUAGAGAAUGAACCAAAUGGAAAAGGAGGCAAUGCAUUUGAGGAAUAUGUUAUGAAUGAUGAGGAUUCAUUUGAGGAGGAAUUAUUAACCCAUGAAGGAUCUGAUGAUGAGGGUAAUGGGAAGCCAAAGAACCUUGAAUUUAGGCCUGAGUUUGAUAAGGCUAAUUUUGAAUUUAAAAUUGGAAUAUUUAGACCAAUAUGGAAGGAUUUUUAUGGGAAAAUUAGGGAAAAGUCUCUCACAAGUCCUUUACGAGUCCUUUAUUUACAAGUCUCCGGCGUAGGUAGCGUCACUUGUGGACGGGAACGUGAAGCACCGCAAUCUGAGCCGGACCACCGCGAUACGGGAGAAGAUGGAGAUGUGACAAGGGAAGUUUUGGAAUACAUUUUGUUCGUUUGCCCAUUGCUUGAAGAGUUAUCUAUAUUGCAUUCACGAUCUUUGGUAAAUUUUGUAGUUUCUGGGCCUUCAUUGAAGCUAAAGUACUUAGAGAUCGAAGGUUGCUUCUCUUUGAAAAGUGUUGAUAUUUAUGAUGCAAAUCUAGUGUCGUUUAAAUACAGCGGACUAAAGGCCUACAUUGCCUUUAAAAACACUCCGCAUCUUGUUAAGGCAUCUUUUGAUGGGCCUUAUGCUCGCUAUAUUGUUAAGAACUUUAUACAGGUUUCAAGCUAUCUCCUUCAACUAGAGACACUUGUAUUGAACUUGAGUUGGGGACUUAAGAAGUUGAGGUGCUUCCCUAGAUUUCCCAAGUUGAGGAAUCUCAGGCAGUUGGAAUUGAUGCUCAAUCCUGGUGUCUCUAGGCUCCUUUGUGCAUACUUGCUAAGGGCGUCUCCUUUAUUGAGGAUACUUAAAAUUGAGUUUUGGGACUUCAAGGACUCCACAAAAGAAACGAAGAUACGAAGGCCUAAACAUCUACAUAAAAGCCUCAAGGUGCUUGAAUUGAAUGGAUUUAUUGGAUGCAAAGCUGAUCUGCAGAUUGCCUCAUACAUACUUGGCAGUACUGUGUCACUUCAGGAGAUAAUCAUUGAUCCCAGCCAUCCAAAUAAAUGGGCACCUGAAUAUCCUGACAAGCAACAACUGGCUAGAACGCGUGCCAGGCAGCACUUGGAAACAAGAUUACCCUUUGGGACAAAAUUGGUGUUGAGAUAAUAACGAUUUAUGAACCUCUUGGCUCAUAUCUACUUGUAUACUGGGUCUUCAAGGAUACAGGUUUUUAUUUUAUUUUUUGGGGCACAAUCUGCUAGUAGUGAGAAAACUAAUAUUAGUUAUUACGAAUAUUGUUUAAAUCGGUGUUCAAUCUGAACUUUGAAUUUGAGAUGAAGGUUAUUUACAAUAAGGUGUGGUGUUAUUAUUAUUA